GUCUCUCUCAAACUUGAAGGGCCGAGAGGAGUGUUCCCGAGAAUUUUCGGCCAUGAGGCAGUCGGUAUGGUUGAGAGCGUGGGAGACAACGUGGUCGAAGUAAAAGAAGGCGACAUUGUCAUACCAUUUUUCCAUCCAAAUUGUGAGGAAUGUUGGGAUUGUAAAUCCAAAGAAAGCAACAUUUGCUCAAAGUUCCCCUUUGGUGGCUUCGGAAUGCCAAGGGAUGGAACUAGCAGGUUUACGGAUUCUAAUGGGGAGAUUGUAAAUUACUUCAUUAAAGUUUCAAGCUUCAUUGAGUACACAGUUGUAGAUAUCUGCAAUCUAAUGAAAAUCAAUCCUGAUUUUCCUCUUGACAAGGCUUGCUUGCUUAGCUGUGGAAUUCCAACUGGAAUAGGUGCAGCAUGGAAUACAGCUAAAGUCAAGAAAGGGUCUACUGUUGCAAUAUUUGGUCUGGGAGCCAUUGGACUCGCGGUUGCAGAAGGAGCCAGGAUAAGUGGUGCUGCUAAAAUUAUUGGUGUUGAUUUGAACCCCGAAAAAUUCAAAAUUGGAAGCAAAUUUGGAGUAACUGAUUUCAUUAACCCAAAAGAUUGUGGAAAUAGACCAGUGAAUGAGGUAAUAAAGGAAAUGACGGAUGGAGGUGCUGAUUAUUGUUUUGAGUGUGUUGGAUUGGCUUCACUGAUGAAUCUUGCUUUCACUAGUUGCCGCAAUGGUUCCGGAAAGACAAUAGUCCUAGGAGUAGAAAUGAAUGGGACACCACUAAGCCUCGGUUGCUAUGAGCUUCUCAAAGGAAAAACCAUCACUGGAUCGAUUUUUGGAGGCAUCAAAGCCAAAAAAGAUAUCCCACUCCUCGCACAAAGUUACAUAAACAAGGAACUUCAUUUGGACGAUUUUAUAACGCAUGAGGUGAACUUUGAAGACGUAAACAAGGCCUUUGAUUUACUCAUUCAAGGCAAGAGCCUCAGAUGCAUUAUUUGGAUGGGCAGAUAGUCCCCUUCUAUAAU
Messenger RNA from Papaver somniferum (opium poppy), 1001 nucleotides. Its product is annotated as alcohol dehydrogenase-like 5. The annotation marks the transcript as partial. The record is from RefSeq and is a predicted model, not a curated record. Gene Ontology annotation, biological process: formaldehyde catabolic process. The transcript is spliced from 8 exons. Gene Ontology annotation, cellular component: cytosol. Gene Ontology annotation, molecular function: zinc ion binding; S-(hydroxymethyl)glutathione dehydrogenase [NAD(P)+] activity. NCBI's taxonomy places the organism in Eukaryota, Viridiplantae, Streptophyta, Magnoliopsida, Ranunculales, Papaveraceae.